CCGCUCUCCUGCGCUGUGCAGACCUAUUCCUGGGGGAAGGUGGGGUUGGAGAGCGAGGUGGCCAAGCUGGUGGCCAGCGGAGACCCCCAGGUCCAGAUCCAGCCCGACCGGCCCUAUGCAGAGCUCUGGAUGGGCACCCACCCCCGGGGCGACGCCGUUAUCCGCGAUAACCGCAUCCCCCAGAAGACCCUGGGCCAGUGGAUCGCCGACAACCCCGCCUGCCUGGGUGCCAAGGUGAAGGACAACUUCCAGGGCCACCUGCCCUUCCUCUUCAAGGUGCUCUCCGUCAACACCGCCCUCUCCAUCCAGGCACACCCCAACAAGGAGCUGGCAGCCAAGCUGCACGCCCAGUUCCCCGAGCACUACCCCGACGCCAACCACAAGCCCGAGCUGGCCAUCGCUCUCACCCCCUUCGAGGGGCUGUGCGGCUUCCGGCCCGUGCGGGAGAUCGUCGCCUUCCUGCAGGACUGCGUGGAGUGCAUGGCCUGUUCGGAUAACACGGUGCGUGCCGGGCUCACCCCCAAGUUCAUCGAUGUCCUCACCCUGUGUGAGAUGCUCAACUACACACCAGCACCCAGCAGCUCCAAGAUCUUCCCAGCCACCCAGAGCCAGCUCGACCCCAGUGUCUACCUCUAUGACCCACCCGUGCCAGACUUCACCGUCAUGAGGAUAGAGAUCCCCUCCUCCAUCAAGCUGUACCUGGUCUCUGCAGUGGAGUCUGCCAGCAUCUUGCUGGUGAUCAGGGGAACAGCCGUGGGCACGUCCACGGCCGCUGCCUCCGAGAUGACCCUGUGCCGUGGCUCCGUGCUCUUCAUCUCUGCCAACGAGAGCAUCUCCCUCCACCUCUCCUCUCCCGAUGGGAUGCUGCUCCUCCGAGCCUGCUGCCUCCUCUGA
Messenger RNA from Chaetura pelagica (chimney swift), 894 nucleotides. It is a transcript of the gene MPI, whose product is annotated as mannose phosphate isomerase. The coding region runs from base 130 to 894 and encodes 254 amino acids. The record is from RefSeq and is a predicted model, not a curated record. Gene Ontology annotation, cellular component: cytosol. Gene Ontology annotation, molecular function: zinc ion binding; mannose-6-phosphate isomerase activity. NCBI's taxonomy places the organism in Eukaryota, Metazoa, Chordata, Aves, Apodiformes, Apodidae. Gene Ontology annotation, biological process: GDP-mannose biosynthetic process. The transcript has 5 exons.